This is a messenger RNA of Penaeus vannamei (Pacific white shrimp), 5587 nucleotides long. Lineage: Eukaryota; Metazoa; Arthropoda; Malacostraca; Decapoda; Penaeidae. The record is from RefSeq and is a predicted model, not a curated record.
AUAUAAUGUAUACUUUUUCAGUCAACAAGACAUUUCUCAUAAUGAUGAUACCUUCAACCAAAACAACAGAAAUUCACAGUCACCAAGAUCUCCUCCAACUUCACCUACUGAAGAGACCGGGCCCAGUAAUGUGGUGGCAACGACAGGGCCCCAUGAAGGAUCCCCAGUUGAUUCCCGAUUAGGGUCCAUAGUCCAGGAGGUGCCAGGGCUCCUCGACCUCUCCCCCACCCGACGGGAUCAGGUGGUGAUGAGAGAGAGACAAAGUCCCGUCAAGAAGCUAAAACCUCCACCUUUGGAAAACCAGAGAAGAAAUGUCUGCAGUGUACAAACAGCAGCCACCAUGCCAAAGGGUAGUGAAAUACCAAAGUCUAAUAAUCCUUUGAAACAAAAUGCUAAAAGUGGAGCCACCCACACUUCUUCAAGUCCUCAGAAGCAGCAGUCUGCUAGUAAAAAGACUCAGAAAACUGAUAAUCCAAGUGUUGUUAUGCCUAUGAGGGGUGACAGCCCAGAGACAAGUGAUAUUACCUAUGCAAGAUUCCAGAAUAAUGACUCAAGUCCAUCUCGCAGAAAAUUUUCAGCAAUGUUAAAAGGAACUACAAAGAAAACCCCAGUAGCAAAUGAUGCAAAAGUCAAAACCUUGCCUCUUACAAGUCAGAAAGAAAAUAAGAAAACAAUUCAGCCAAGAUCAACAAAGCCAUUUUCAAACUUCAGAGAAAAAUUAAAGAAGAGUAGCUCAACCUCAAAAGAAACUUCAUCAAGUAAGAAAGGUGAUGCUUUAUCUAGAAAUACAGGUGGUCAGAAUGCUAUAGGUAAAACUGAAAUAAAAAAAGGAACAAAAUCAGAAAGUGAUGGAUCAUCCACAAAAUCUAAAGGGAAAAAGGACCAAAGGUUAGAUGUUGAAAAGUCCAAGUUAACUUCUAAAAAGGAAAAAUCCCCAACAGUUAGUCAUAAGAAUAACAAAACAGAUAAAUCCAGUGAUAAAACUGAUUCUAAAAAGGUUCGUGAUACAGGCAUUUUGCAAACAGAGACAAAAUUAGAAAAGUCAGACAGUUUUAAUGUUACAAUGGCAGAAUAUGGUUUAAAAAGAGAAGCUGGGUUCUCCUCUUCCUCUGCUUUAGGAGAAGCUGUUCGUGCAGAUGCUACAAAACCUUUAGCAGAUGAAACAAAUAAUUCUGUGUGGGAAGAACAGUCUCAGUCACAGACUCUUCCUAAAGACUUUGUAAUGUCUUCUUCUUGGGCAAAGUUUGAAGACUUUGACUGGGAUAAAUGUCAGGGAACUGUAUCCCAAAGUAUUUCUGAAGGUGAUAUAUAUGAAUGUUUUGAUGUAACUUUAAAAACUAGUAAAGAAGGUAAUGAUAUCACUGUGGCUGAUAAUGAAGGUUCUGGUGUAUCUGAGAGUAGGAAAUUAGAUCAGGAAGUUAUUGACUCUACAAGAAAUACAGAUAUUAAAGAAGAUACAGGCAGAGACAAAAUGACCAUUGAAGAAAGUACCACAAAAGAAAAAAUAGAUGAUAAGGAGGAAGAUGAUAAAGGUUGUGAAAAUGCCAAUAUUGAGCAAGCCAAAUCUCAGUCUAAUGAUGGCAACCAAGAAAGUGAAGCAGCAAAGGUUGUGUUAAGUGUUAAAAAUUCCGAGAGGAAAUCUAGUCUUGAUGUUCCUUCUCUUCCACCCAGAAAGCUAAAAGAGGUGAUGAUGAACUGGGUUUCAUUUGAAGAUUCACAGGAAAGCCAGACAGUAAGAAGGGAGAAGGUAGAAAAAGAAAAUAAUAAUGAAAUGGAUCAGAAUGCAAAACUUGAUCCUGAAAAAGCAUAUGAAAAUGUCUGGUUUAGUUCAGGACCAUGUGAGACACCAACACCUUUUGAUGAUGAGUGUGAUGAAGAAUUUAAGGUUUAUGCAAGUGUGAAACCUUUUGGUGAUGAUACCAAUGAGUCAUCCUCUUUUGAAAUGGAAGGUGAUCCAUUUGCAAAAAUUAUAGAGGAGCUUGUAAAAGAUGACACACUAGGCAGUGAAGAGAAAGAGCAGUCAAGUGCUCCUACUAUUCUGUCAGAGAAAAGGGAUCUCAUUGUUUGUGGUCCUGCAGAAGAAGUCAUGCAGAAACCUAUGAGAUUUGAUAGGAUAUUUAAACUAGAUAUAGCCCCACCAGCUACACAUAAACCCAAAGGCUGUACAAUUGAAUGUAAUUGCAGCUUCAUUGCCUCUUCUACAAUGCAUUGGGAACUUGAGAGUAAUGGAGUGAUUCCUGUAAUGAAACAUGAUUUUGAAUAUGCUUUAUGUAGAUUUGAAAUUGAUUAUAAAGGUUUUGCUAAAGUUGAUGAGAGAUGCAGAGUAUUUAUGUUUAGCACACCUCUAGAACUACAAGUGGAGGAGUUCAAACUGGAAUUUGUAAAUGAAAUUCCAGUUUUAGAGCACCCAUAUACUUCUUCAAAUAUGUUGGUGGAGCCAGCCUCUGAAGUAUUUGAAGCUGUAGAGAUGUCAGCACCAGUGUGGAUAGAUUUAGAAGUUCCUUCACUAAUACAUUCACAUGCUGUGUUGCUUGAUGUGGAAGCAGAGCUGUAUCAAAAAUAUUCUGUCAGUGAAAUUGAAGUAAGUUUAUCAGAGAUGGUGAACUCAACUAUUAUGGCAGGGGAAAAGAGUAAUGUAACAGAUAAAGAGAUGGAUGUGGAUGAGAAUAACUCCCCAGUAGAAGAGUUGACUGGUAGAGAUUUUAGUGAUAUUGCAGCCUGCCCUCAUGAUGUUCAAAUCCUUUCAAGUGCAGAGGACGAAAAUAGAGUAGAUUAUUCACCCUUACAUGAAGAGAAAGAAUUCAACAUAGUAAGUUCAGAUGAAACAGACCUUGAAACAGAAUUUGUAACAUAUUCUAAAGACAAGAAAAUUAAUAAUAUUCAACCUGUUGAUUUAAUCACAGUAGAAGCUAUUGACUUUGAAGAUGAUAAAGUAAAGAUAGAGUCACAUUUUAAAAACAUAGAUCAUAAUAUGGUGAAAAAUGUUAAUGUAGGUGAUGUAUUGAGUUGUCAGCUAGGUGACAAACAGGAUAAAGAUAUGUACCCAGAAGAAAAUAGAUCCAACUGUAACAUAAGCCAAAAGGGUGUCAUAAAUAAGAAGGAUCUCGACUUGUUGCAUGCACUGGAGAGUGUGGAAGAGGUAGAACUAGAGGCUGUGACGCAAGAGUUGUCAUUGGAAUCUGAAACCAAUGUAACAUUUGUUGAACCUGGAAAUAUCAGUACUUUUGUAGAACCAAGAAAGAUCAAUUUUGGUGGAAUUGACACAUUUAAGAUAGAAGAAGUCAGAGUUGAAGAUGAUAAAAUAUUUGAACAGGAUAUGGAAUUUGUAGUUUCAGAUGGAGAUGUACCAUCUGCCCUCAAAAUACCACAGAUACUUAUUCAUGCACCAAGUGAUGAAACACUAUCACAAGAUGAAGGAAAAGAUGUGACAAAUGAGGAAGAAUUCUCUGCUAAUCAGAAUUACUUAAAAACAAACGAUGAUGAUGAUGAUGAUGAUUAUACUAGUGAUAUGGAAGAUAUUCCUGUAUGUUCAUUAGCUGAAGAGGAAAUGCUCAGAGCACUUAUGCAUGCAUCUGCAGAGGAAGCUACACAAGAAUUUAUAGAUGUUUUUGUGGUGUUCAAAAAUCAGUAUCAGCUCCCGGAAAGAGUACAGGCAAAAAUGAAGAAGGUGGAAAAAGAGCCAUUUGUACAUGCCUUUGUAGAAGAAGAAAUGACAUUCUUAUCUUUGCAAUACUUGGAAGUUGAAGAUAAUUCUGAGCAAAGUGGAACAAUACCUGAGAAGCAUAUGUCUACUUCAUAUUCUGAUGUCUCACUUAUAAGAGUUGCUGCAGAAGAGGUAUACUCAGUUACCCAUGAAUUUGUAAAUGACUUGCAAGCAUAUGAAUUACCUAAAAUGGUACAAAGUACAGAAACUUUUGAACCAGAAAAACUCAUGAUAGCAGAAGAAGAUACUUUGGAUGCUAUUGAAGUAACUUCAGACAUUAUUGACAUAUCCAUACCAGUAGUACCAAAGCUACAGGAAAUGGAAUAUAGGUCCAGUAGUGAAGAUAAACUUAUUCAUAAAUGUGAUAAUAUACAAAAAGAUGUUGAUAAUGUUAAUGCUGAAAAGCAUGUUUCUUCAGUUGAGAAGGAGGAAAUCCAGGAAUUUGCUUGUGAACCCAAUAUGUACAUGAUUUCUUCCAAAGAAGCACUUCUAAUGAGUACAAAAGAAAGUUCUACUUUUAGUUUGUCAGAGGAUGUUAGAAUCAGUCCAGUGAACUUUAAUAUGUCACAGGUUAAGGGAAAUACCAAUAUAAGUGGAAGGUUAUCUGGGAAUCAAAGUAUGAGUACAUCAGUCUCAUCUCAAGCAGAGUCAGUAGAGGGGGAAGGUGCUCGUGAUAUUGUUUCUGUUAAUAAUGCAGCUGUGCUCCAGUACUGGGCUGGUGUAAUGAAAGAGAAAAAGAGGAAUAUAUGCACCUUUGGAAUGAUAACAGAUUUUGAGCUCCCAGAGGAAUCAGGAUUGAAAGGAAGUACUUCAAUACCAAUUCCACAAGGAGGAUGCCAUAUGCAAGUUGAAAAGGAACUCAAGGAAUUGUCAAGAAAAGGGAAUGAUUUAGAUGAAAGUAAAAUAUAUUUCCUUAGUUGUUCUCCAGAUUCUGCAUUUGAUGGUAUUGAUUUCCAGCUUCCUGUUGAAGAGGAAGAAGGAGAUUGGUUGGAGGAUUUAGAGGACUUUAAGGGAGAAGAAGCUUUUGAUAGUGAAUUUGAAUUUGGUGAGAUGGAACUUGAGUCUGACUCUGAGAAUUCAACUGUAAACAAACUUUCUCCAGAGAUGAAAAGCAAGCAUGGCAAAAGGAGACUUGAAGCAAGUACUUUGAUAAGUGAAGCUGCUGUUCUGAAAAUGUCGCCAGAAAAGGAAGUUGGGUUGCUUGAAAACCAAUUUCCAAAAGAAGGGGGAUGGUUUAUGGAUGGCAUAAGGCAUACUACAAAAGGAUUAUAUAAUCUUUUCUUUUAUGGACAGACUCCUGGGGAUAAGAAUGCUGAGGAAAAUCCAAUGACUCAAGUGGAUGUGGGGAAGGAUGUGACUGGUGAAGUAAGUCGGCAUAGUGAGUCGCAAGAACUAACACAUAGAACACAAGGAUUAAGGAAAAUGGAUUCACAGGAAACAAAAGGUGCCAAUAUACAAAACUUGUGUUCUACAACCAGGCAUGACAACUGGAAUAUGACUGACACUGGCACACGACCCAAAUCACAUAUGGCUUCACAGGAUGUCUCAGUCUUGGGGCCUAAAAUUAGCGAAUGUUAUUCUCAUAUUUCUGAUGACUCUAUAGAACAUUCUGCGUCUUCUCAUGAUGCUGUUUCUAGAGUGGAUAACAAAUACGAAAACAUCAAUGCUGAUCUGUCAAGUGAUACUUCAGAGGAGGAACAAAAUUUUAAAUUCCUGGCACAGCUUGCUGGAGUUUCUCCAAAAGAAGAGUCUAAUAGAGCAGCACUCCGCCUCCUGUUGACCAAGGUUCUACAAGUGCAGUUGUUGCUGUGUGUUCUACAGAGUGAUGAGUGCUACGCCUUUUACUGCAAAACCUACAGAUUUGUUGACAGCAGUCAUAUUUGA